Molecule: messenger RNA, 1351 nt
Organism: Vespa velutina
Lineage: Eukaryota; Metazoa; Arthropoda; Insecta; Hymenoptera; Vespidae
Exons: 11
Coding region: 59-1351 (430 amino acids)
Source: RefSeq, a predicted model, not a curated record
UCGAGACGAGAUCCGAUCGACGUGUGCUUACCAGGUGGUUAUACGUUCGUGAACAAUAAUGAAAAUAUCAUUGAUAAUAUUAGCGUCCAUUUUGAUUUCCUGUAAUGGUUUACCGUACAAAGAUGAUACGGGAGGGGAUUCUAUUGUUAGCCCUUAUUCUCCAAUCAAUUUGGAGAAAUUAAGGAAGCUUAUGAAAACCGGCAAUGAGACCCUUGGAAUACCAGUUUUGGAUCCCUUCAAGUUAAAACAAUUUGUUUAUCAGAUUAACGAGGAUCGUAUCGUUGAGGCUCACGGAUUUCUAAGAAACUUAAAGGUCAACGAAUUAUCUACAUUCAAAGUCAUCAAGGCAGACUUCAAUUUGGUCGGAGUUAAAGUUAACUUACAUCUUUCAUGGGAUUCGAUCAAAUUUGUUACCGAUUACACCUUGAAAGGGACUUUAAUGGACUUUUUAUCGAUUUAUGGAUUCGGCGAUAUCAAAGCAAACGUAAAAGGUUUGGACGUAAACAUGACAAUGAGUUUUUCUAUAAGAGACGACGAAUUAUAUGUACGUAGUUUCGAAUCGGCAAUCAAACUCAAAGGACUCGACCUAACAAUUACUGGAUUAUUUUACGACGAAGAAAUAUCAAGGAUAGUUAGCUUAAUCGUCUCCGAUAUGACACCGCAAUUGAUUGAUGAUUAUCAAAGUGAAAUAACCAAAAAAUUCAACACUUUCGUUACGAAUUUUAUGAAUGAUUUCUUAAAGGGCUUAAAUUUGAUGAGCCUGACGAUUGGAAAUGAAUCUCUCAAAAUACCUGUGUUCGAUCCGUACGAUAGAACGGAGGAAACACUUCACGUUAAUUUAUCAUAUAUUACUGCUGAUACAAAUUUAAAAAAUCUUCAUAUGACCGGUCUAUCGGAUUAUCAGGUCAAAGAGGGUAAAUUCAUGCUAAUAGGAUUACAGAUUAAAGUAGCAUUCCAUUGGGAAGAAAUCGUUACAAAAUCUGAAUAUGAUAUUAAUGGGACCGCAGCUAACAAAUAUCCGAUUUAUGGAAAGGGUAAACUCGUUGGAAUAAUUAAAGGUUUGGAUGUUACUUGCAACUUACACAUGCGCUUGAAAAAAAACAAAUUAGAAGUAUCGAGUAUUACAUCGACCGUAAAUUUGGAAUCACUUGAUUUAAAAGCAACUGGACUAUAUAAUGACGAAAAACGUUCGGAAGAAGUAAGUAAAAAGAUAUCUGAAAAGGCACCGGAAAUUAUUCGAAAAUAUCCAGUACAAGCAGGAAUAAUAAUGAGCGAAAUCACAUUGAAAAAAGUCAAUGAAAUUAUAGGUAACAAAUCUCUUAAAGAUUUGAUAGAUAUCAUAAGUUCUUAA